AAAACAAUUAUUAAAUGCAAGAAAAGUACUAGUCUAUCAAUUAUUGCUUCCCGUCUCCUGUAAUGAAACGACAUCGCAUACUCUAUCGCAAGAAAAAUCUCUCUCUCCGGCCUUCCCAAAGAUAAAAGAAGAAAAAAAGCCAAAUUCAGUUCUAGCUGCAUUAAAACAAAAUCGCUAAUGGGCUUCUCCGGCGUAACCCCGACCGACGGAGGACCCGAACCCGACUCAGAAUCGGCCCUUCUCCUCCACUCCCCUCUGAGAUCCGCAAAGCCAGAAGACAAAUUGCACCUAGCCUACAUCAUCUACUUCACGUUAGGUGUCGGAUACCUACUCCCGUGGAACGCCUUUAUCACCGCCGUCGAUUACUUCUCCUACCUCUACCCGGAAGCCUCCGUUGACCGUGUCUUCGCCGUGGUUUACAUGUCCAUCGGUGUCUUCUGCCUCUUGAUCAUAGUGUUUUAUGCUCACAAGAGUGAAGCUUACGUGCGGAUCAAUGUUGGGUUGGGCCUGUUCGUGGUUGCCCUGCUCGUUGUGCCCGUUAUGGAUGCGGUUUAUAUAAAGGGUCGGGUCGGGUUGUAUGAUGGGUUUUACAUUUCGGUCGGGGCUCUCGGUUUGGCGGGUAUAGCGGAUGCGCUUGUUCAAGGUGGGCUCAUUGGGGCGGCCGGUGAAUUGCCUGACCGCUACAUGCAGGCUAUUGUUGCAGGAACUGCCGGUUCUGGGGUCCUUGUUUCUGUGCUAAGGAUCCUGACCAAAGCUGUUUUUCCGCAAGAUGCUGAUGGCCUGAGAAAAAGUGCCAAUCUUUACUUUUCUACCAGCGUUGUGGUUAUGUUCUUAUGCUUAGUCUUGUACAAUGUGGCACACAGACUUCCGAUUAUGAAGUACUAUGGGGAGUUGAAGAUUGAGGCUAUUAAGGAGGAGAAAGAAGGGAAACGUCCCCUGACCGGUCCUGUUUGGAGAGCAACCUUAUGGAAUAUAGUAGGGACAAUCAAGUGGUAUGGAUUUGGGAUCGUCCUCUUAUACGUUGUGACUUUGUCUAUAUUUCCAGGAUAUAUCACAGAGGAUGUGCACUCAUUGAUUCUCAAGGACUGGUAUCCAGUCCUACUUAUUACGGCCUACAAUGUGUUUGACCUGGUUGGCAAAUCGUUGACUGCAGUUUAUCUCCUUGAAAAUGCAAAGGUUGCAAUUGCUGGUUGCGUUGUGAGGUUACUGUUCUUUCCCCUCUGUAUAGGUUGUUUGCAUGGUCCUCAGUUCUUCCGGACAGAGAUUCCCGUCUCCAUACUGACUUGCCUUCUAGGGCUAACUAAUGGAUACUUGACGAGUGUGUUAAUGAUCAUGGCUCCCAAAUCUGUUCAGAUACAACAUGCAGAGACUGCUGGCACUGUUAUGGUAUUAUUUCUAGUUGUUGGUCUAGCAUCAGGAUCAGUCAUAGCUUGGUUCUGGGUCAUCUGAUAUUCAAGCAUUUUUUUUCUUACAUUAGCCAGAUCCCCGAACUGGUGGUUGGCGUGGAUGAUCUUUAAUGAUGUCUUUACAUUUCCUAAAGCUGUCUAAACUUCAUUGUUUUUUCAGAUUGUAUGAUGAAUCCUGUACGUAAACUGUGCAUGCCAAUUGAAAAAAAAAAAAAAGAAUAUUUGAUUGAUACCUAGUUUCAGUUUUAUGAU
Molecule: messenger RNA, 1658 nt
Organism: Durio zibethinus
Lineage: Eukaryota; Viridiplantae; Streptophyta; Magnoliopsida; Malvales; Malvaceae
Product: equilibrative nucleotide transporter 1-like
Biological process (GO): nucleoside transmembrane transport
Cellular component (GO): plasma membrane
Molecular function (GO): nucleoside transmembrane transporter activity
Source: RefSeq, a predicted model, not a curated record